CGAUGCUGCGUCUACUCGUCCUUGGCGCAUUCGCUCUAUGCAGCAACAUCAACGCGGCAGCCGUCACGUUCUUCGAGCACCCGGCGUACCGAGGCCAGUCGCUCACUGUUGCCGCUGCCGACGACGCCACAACCGCGCUCCAACGCUGGUCCAAGCCAAUCCAGUCGAUCACGCUCGAUGCCGACACGGAGCUCGUGACGUACGAUCGCCCAGAGCGACAAGGCCAGGCCGCGAUCUGGCGCUACUCGACCACACGCCUCGGCAGCUGGACAGAGCGCGUCGCGUCGUUUGAACUCCGACAAGCAAACACGGAAGCGACAGUACGCGAUGUCAACUGGAAGCACCUCCGCGUUGCCACUGGCUACGUACAAGUGCGGGCGACCGACACGAUCGAGUGCCGGUCGUUUGACGGUGUCAACUGCAACGUCAAUCUGGCAAACACAACCAGCGACAACCGUGGAUCGGUGCACCCGGCUCGGUGCGGCGCCGAGCACGCCAUGUACUGGGGCGUCUCUGGCUUUGACGACGCUACGUCUUGGUGCUCGAUCGCCAAAGCCGCAUUGGCAGCGCCGACAACAUCGUGGUCGUGCGUACCAGAGCAGUCGGAUUGGCUCAUCGUUUCCUCGUCCUCCGACGGCUCACGCUGCGUGGGCCUCAAUAUAUGCGAUCGUUUUGGGAGCCUCGCAAGGUGUCAGGACGUCGCGUCGACGUUGCUUGGUACGGACAUCGUCACCAGCUCUCGUUCGACAGAAAAGCCAGCGACCGAGACGAUCCAGGCGUCGGCUUCGUCAACGACGUCAGCGGCCAAAUCGGGCUGGAUCUGGGGCCUUGGUGCGAUGAUUGUGGUGCUAGUCGCCGUCGGAAUUGUGGUUGCGAUUCAUCUCAAGAAGGAAAAGUCGUCGGUCGAUCGACUCGAAGCGACUUACUCGUCGAGCAUCGGAGACGAAGACGACGUGCCCGGUCUAGUUUAAACGACAUUUUGUUGACAGAAAACGCCUAUCUACUCACUCUAAACACUAGU
Saprolegnia diclina VS20 is the source of this 1021-nucleotide messenger RNA. RefSeq lists its product as hypothetical. The record is from RefSeq and is a predicted model, not a curated record. The annotation marks the transcript as partial. The transcript is spliced from 2 exons. NCBI's taxonomy places the organism in Eukaryota, Oomycota, Saprolegniomycetes, Saprolegniales, Saprolegniaceae.